This is a messenger RNA of Ectocarpus sp. CCAP 1310/34, 755 nucleotides long. The record is from the annotation of a GenBank genome assembly. Lineage: Eukaryota; Phaeophyceae; Ectocarpales; Ectocarpaceae.
AAAACUUUUUGAACCAGGCAAGAACAAGAUGAAGAUCUCCGCUAUCCUUCUCGUUGCCGGCGCUGCUCUGUUGGCCUUCACCGCCGCGGAAGAGUCGUCGCCCAACGAACGCCAGUUGAGCGGCAGGGGCAAGAGCAAGAGCAACCACGAUUCUUCAUCUUCUGAUUCAUCUGGCGAUGGCUGCGCGGACCCGGCACAGGCAAUCCUUGACCUCUUCGAUUGCUUCGAGGCCGAGGAUGUUCCUUGCGUGGUUGCUGGCUACGCCCCAGGGUUCGAGACUUACCACAACGAGAACUUGGCUGCCACAGACCUUCAAUUUACCGAGGAGUUUUGGACCCUCAGUCUCUUGGUGCUGGACUUUGACUUCGACGUGAAGUUCUACAAGAACCUUGGCUCUAAUCAAGCGACGGUACGCUACGUUCAGACCGUGACGACCACUGACGGGGUGAGCGUGGGGGCCCCGUCGUCUACCGAAUACCCUUUCAGCUAUGUCCGGCACCAGCACGAGCAUGUUAUUGCGACGCUCAACGACGACUGCCAGGUGGAAAAAUGGGACCAGUAUGGCGACAACCAGGAGCAAAACGACGUGUUCGACGCAACCAACGCUGUGAUCUGCGUUAUCGGUGCCUCCGGUCUCCCCAUCGAGGAAUGUGACGUUACUCCCCCGGAUGAACCCGAGGUCGCCCAGUGAGGUGAUCGCCAAAGACCGGACUGAACUAUCUGCUUUGACGCAUGCGGUCAUAAGGGCCGUGUGU